Messenger RNA from Zonotrichia leucophrys gambelii, 552 nucleotides. Its product is annotated as olfactory receptor 14J1-like. Lineage: Eukaryota; Metazoa; Chordata; Aves; Passeriformes; Passerellidae. The record is from RefSeq and is a predicted model, not a curated record. The transcript has a single exon. The annotation marks the transcript as partial. Gene Ontology annotation, cellular component: membrane. Gene Ontology annotation, molecular function: olfactory receptor activity; odorant binding. Gene Ontology annotation, biological process: G protein-coupled receptor signaling pathway.
CUGCACUACGGGACCCUCCUGGGCAGCAGAGCUUGUGCCCACAUGGCAGCAGCUGCCUGGGCCAGUGCCUUUCUCUAUGCUCUGCUGCAAACAGCCAAUACAUUUUCCCUGCCCCUGUGCAAGGGCAAUGCCCUGGGCCAGUUCUUCUGUGAAAUCCCACAGAUCCUCAAGCUCUCCUGCUCACAGUCUACCUUCAGAAAAAUUUGGAUUUCAUUGGUUGCUGUCUGUUUAGCUUCUGGCUGCUUUGUGUUCAUUGUUUUCUCCUAUGUGCAGAUCUUCAGGGCUGUGCUGAGGAUCCCCUCUGCGCAGGGACGGCACAAAGCCUUUUCCACCUGCCUCCCUCACCUGGCCGUGCUCUCCCUGUUUCUCAGCACUGGCUUUUUAGCCUACCUGAAGCCCCCCUCCAUGUCCUUCCCAUCCCUGGAUCUGGCCCUGUCAGUUCUGUACUCAGUGGUGCCUCCAGCCCUGAACCCCCUCAUCUACAGCCUGAGGAACGAGGAGCUCAAGGCUUCCAUGAGGGCACUGUUGUCUGGACGCUUUCAGAAACAUUAA